This is a messenger RNA of Mya arenaria, 2902 nucleotides long. RefSeq names its product toll-interacting protein B-like. Gene Ontology annotation, molecular function: ubiquitin binding; ubiquitin conjugating enzyme binding. The record is from RefSeq and is a predicted model, not a curated record. The coding region runs from base 69 to 878 and encodes 269 amino acids. Lineage: Eukaryota; Metazoa; Mollusca; Bivalvia; Myida; Myidae. Gene Ontology annotation, biological process: ubiquitin-dependent protein catabolic process. The transcript has 8 exons. Gene Ontology annotation, cellular component: cytoplasm.
AAGCAUUUGACAAAACUGGGUCAUUAGUCAUUUUGUUUGUUGUCUCUGUAUUUUCUGAACGAAUAGUCAUGUCCUCCACUAAUAACUCAACUGCGGUUAAUGACCGUCGAAGUCAGGUGAUGGUUGGAGAGCUUCCAACUGACUUUUUGCGAAUAAACGGCACACCCCAGCAGCAGCAGGCAUAUGCGGACGAGAGAGUGGCUCGUGUCCUACAGGCCCAGCAGAGCUACAUGCCGAUACCCGCCAAUGUCAAGGGCAGGCUUAACAUCAGCAUUGUGCAGGCAAAGCUGAAUAAGAACUACGGUUUGACGCGGAUGGACCCUUACUGCAGGAUUCGUGUUGGCCAUGCUGUUUUUGAGACUCCCACAUCCUAUAACGGAGGCAAGAAUCCCCAGUGGUGCAAAGAUAUGCAGUGUUUGCUUCCACAUGGCGUAGACAACAUGUACGUUGAAAUCUUCGAUGAGAAAUCAUUCACCACUGAUGACCGUGUUGCGUGGACGUAUAUUACCUUUCCUGCUGCAGCUCUGAAUGGGGAGACAGUAGAUCAGUGGUUCCCUCUCAGCGGCAAACAGGGAGACGAGAAAGAGGGAACCCUCAACCUCAUACUUACAUUUACACCUGUGCAAGACCUACCUCAGAUGAUGCCACCAGUGGGAGUUCCAACCGUCAUGUAUCCCAACUCCUAUGUUGUGCCACAAGGUUACCCACCCAUGAUGCCUGCCCAGCCGCAGGGCCCAGGGUACACAGAGGAAAAUUUUAAGCAGGUGAAGGACAUGUUCCCCAACAUGGAAGAUGACAUCAUACGCUCAGUUUUUGCUGCCAACAACGGCAACGAAGACGCCACUAUAAACGCCUUAUUACAGAUGAGCGCUGACUGAUGCCUUGGAGAGUUGGGAUAGGGUGGGGCGGGAGGUGUUUUGAUUGGAUUCCGGUUCAAUCUGUGUCUGUGUUGUUGUUAUAUGAAAGAGGAUAUUGUUUCGAUUGUGAUGAUUCUUGUUACUUCUUUUAUUCUUUAUUUAUUUGUUUGCUUGAGCAGAGAACCAUAUUUUUCUUCUACAUCUUUGUUAAAAUGGACUAGCAUUGAAAUAGAUGUUUAGACAAUUAUUUGUGUUCACACGCCUGUCUAUGUUUUGCCCCAUGGGCGAUGGCUGACCGACCGACUCCACAAACUUCACAUUUUGUCGUCUAAAUCAGGCCUUUAAAGUACCUAACUUUCAGAGGUGAUCCGCACAUUAAAAUGUCGUUAGCUUUAAUGCAAGAUCUCAAUAUCUGCUUCUAUUUCUUUAUGCAGUUAUUCACUUCUUUCACCAGGGUGACAAAAUAUUGAAUUAAUACUGAUGUAAGCAAUGCCCUACUAGUAUCGGUGUUUCCCAGUUUUAUAAGGUAUUGAUGAAUAAAUAUUUGUUUAAUAUUAUAAAGCCUGUGAUACAGUAACUUACAUCUCGGAUAAACUACAGAAGGUGCUUGUAUUAACCAAUUCCAUGCUGUUUUUCAAAUAUGCAGUUAUUGAGUUAUUGCAUAAGGACGACAAUUUUAAUAUCUUUUUUUAAAAUCUGGCCAAGUCUAUUUCCUGGGUUGGGCAACACAUAGAUAAGUGUAUUACAUUUGCAUUCUAGCUGAUUCAUGACAUUGUAUGAAGAUAUACUUCCAUUACUAGAUUAUUUUACAGCCAUUUGAGGUCAUUGCACAAACUUUACAAGAAUAAUCCACAUUGGAUUAAAUUAUUAGAAUAUCCAAUAGUGAAUGUGAUAUAUUUUAUAUUAUAUUUCAAUUAAACUGCUUUAACUCUUUAAGUUAUUUCUUUUGAAAUUGUCAGUAUUGGUUCUACAAUUUCAUAUGUACUGAACUUUUGAAUAUUUAUCUCCAAGGCCUCCAUAUUCUUAUUUCAUGGCUUAAAUUAUACGCCAUGCUUUUAUUAUAUUCUGUAUAUUGUGUUAUUUGCAAAAAGACAGUAAUGAAAUGACUUGCUUUAUCAUUUAAAGGGGCUGUACUCUGUAUGAUGAAAUAGCGGAAAAAAAAGAAAAUUGUCGAAAACUGACAUAAACUUGGUAUCGAUGUGUACAAUGCAUUGUAACUUACUAACUAAAGUACCACAUAAGUUACAAUUAAUUUAUUUUUCGCAGUUUUUUCGUCUUUUUCCAUUUAAAAAGAUGAGUAGGUAUGUCUACCUAGUAGAAUUCAUUCCUUUUGCGUGAUUGGCUAGUCGAUGUUAUCACGUGAUAUUACCAAGUUAGGUUUAUAGCUUAAAUAUUCCAACUGUUUAUGGUAAGCCUUCGUAGCACAGUGGAUACAUUACUGGACUGCAAUUUUGGCGACACCGGUUCGAACCCGCUAUCCGACUCUAUUUAUUUUACAUUUCGGUAUUUUUUUGCAAUUUUGAUAUCCAAAAAUAAAACAUUUUAUUAAAUAAUUGUCCCGAGAUUUGUUUCAGAAAAAACUUUUUUUGGUGCCAAUCUGGUUAUAGACCCUUUAAGGUUAAACUAUCAGAUAGUCUGUUUUAUUCAUGAUUAGCGAAUUGUUUCAUCACAUUUAAACCAGUUGUUACUUCACUGCUGAACUAUUUUCAAGACUUGACAGGCAGAAAUAGAUAAAGGGAAUGUCAUCAUGAUAGUUGUAAUCUUCCAUUUUUUCAUUAUCAUCAAUUUGGUUUGAAGAUCCCUUGUUAAUUAAAGCUUGUUAUAUAAACUUUAUGGUGAUUUUUAAGUCAAACAUAACCAGGUAUAUUACACAUUGAUUUACAGAUGUGAUAAAUAGAAAUAGGAUUUCAAUAUUCUUUGAUUUAAAUGUUUCCUAUAUUUACAAGUACCUUUUAAAGGUAAAGGUGUAUACCUGACCUGCGGUUUGUGUUAAAUGAACUUGAUCUUGUAUAAACUAACUUACAAUUAUAAAAUGUUUAUUGUAA